Molecule: messenger RNA, 1917 nt
Organism: Prunus armeniaca (apricot)
Lineage: Eukaryota; Viridiplantae; Streptophyta; Magnoliopsida; Rosales; Rosaceae
Source: the annotation of a GenBank genome assembly
AUGCAAAGGAACUAUGUGACCCUAGAAGCUUGUGCCAACCGAGUGUUGGGGAUAACCCAGGCACCAGAGGCUAGUGCAAGUGGGCGAGCGGGGCCAUCGGGGUGUGGUACGGUGGUAGUAGCAUCCGCCGAUGUGGGCAUUCCAAUAGGGGUUCACUACCGAAGAAAAAAUAUGAUAAGUCUGUAUGAUCUAGAGUCGCUGAAGGUAGAUUACGCUAUACCUGAGUGUGUGGGGCUGAGGUUGCCACUACCUACUGAAGCGGCAAGAUACCCUUCCGAGGGUUGCGUUAUGGUGUUCUCAGCCAUGUACAAACAUGGAUUGAGGUUACCAUUGCAUCCUUGGGUGCAAAUGAUGCUUUCCAGAUUGGGCUAUGCCCCUGGGCAGUAUAAUCCCAACUUCUGGUGUAUACUGCACGGGGUGUACAUAGCAUGGUGGUUGGCGAAGCGACGGGAGCCCUCUUUUGAGCAGUUCAUGCAUCUGUACUCCGUGUCCAGGCAACAGGGCAACUUUGGCUGGGUGCAGGUCAACUGUCGAAAGGCGAAGGAGAGAGGAUACUUUAUAGGGCAACCACCAUCGUCGCAGAAGACGUGGCGAAAUCGGUGGUUCUUUGCCUUCGGUGAUUGGGAGUGCUGGCCUGGGAAGACUGCCAGUGUCCAGGGAGUAAGAGGAAGAGAUAGAGCUGGUGAGGAGACACCAGCUCUUCUUCUACAGUCGGGGUUGCUUCAAGGAAGUAAGUAUUGGCCUUCUCCCUCCUUUUUGUAUGUUUGUCUUUGUAUAUGUGCUCACCUUUGCUUCAGUUUUGUGGUUGCAAUGGCUGAGGUGCCGAAGAAGGUGGUGACCGUGGCUGAGGAUUCACUAAAGGUAGUGAUGGAUAUGAAGGAGAGGCAACGAAAGUUGCGAGAGAGAAGAGAGAAAGAUAGGGCCAAUAGGGCCAAGAAGCAGGCAAAGGGUGCACCCAGCACAGCGAAGGGGACAGUAGCUCGGGCUGUUGAAAAGCGGCCUCGGCAGGAGGAUGAUAAGCUGUUGGCGGAGCUGGAGAAGAAACGGAGGGGGCUUGAGUCUUCGAUCCAUGACGUCAUGGGUGGAACAGUGCUGCCGCCAUUCGACCUAGAUCCCCCACCUAGGCUGUCGCUCGAGAUGGAGGAGCUGUUCCCUGCAGGUACCGAGGAUAUAGACUUUGCCUCGGUUCGACGGGAGGCGAAGGAGGUAACCCUGGCCAUGCAUCACCAGGAAGUGCCUCUUGUCAAUGCCUUCCUGACUGGGGUAAAGAUUGAUGGGAGGGAGCUCGCUCGGACCAAGGCCACGGACUUCUCCGAUCGGGUCCAGAAGACGGUGCUCUUUACCGCCAAUGCUUUUGGGGAUAUGUACCUCACCCUAGUUAGGGCGGAGAAAGAGGUAGACUUGGCUAGACGCCACUCUGAGACAGCUAAAGCCGCUACCGCCAAGGCUCAGGUUGCCAUCCGGGAGAGGAAUGCGCUUCAGCUGAAGGUGGGGAGGCUGGAGCGGGAGCUAAAGGAGACAGCCCGGCGGCUAGAGGCGGUGGAGGAGGCUAGGCUCGAGUCUGAGAGGAGGAGGACCGAGGAGUUGAGCAUCGCUCGUGCCAAGGCUGUGGAGGAGUAUCAGGGUUCUGACAGGUUCAAGAGCCUUGUGCUGGACGUGAUGGUCGAGGAGCAGUAUAGGUGGGAGAAACUAGUUGAGAGGUUUAGUCCAGAGUUGGAUAUAAACUUUGACACCAGUGGUGUUCCCCCUCCCAUUCCUUCCGGUAGGGAGUCACUGUUUGCAGCUACUCUGUCUGCCGAGGCCACGAGUCCUUCUAAGGCCGAGACGAGGGGAGGUGCCGAUGCUAGCGGAGGGGAGUCGACUGUGGAUCCUGACACAACUGCUGAGGAGGAGGUGGACGACCAUGCUGAUGCCUGA